CACACAGGAAAGGAGAACAGCGAUGUGUGCGGAUGUUGUUGGAGACGGUUGCGCGCUGCUCCACUGAGCAUCUGCGCCUUUAAAGGCUUGUGAGUGCGCACAGCUCCAACUUGUCCACAACUCUGACGCGCCUCGCAGUGCAGCGCAGAGGCACCUUAACCCCGCGGAGAGGCACCGUAACCCCGCGGAGAGGCACCGUAACCCCGCGGAGAGGCACCGUAACCCCGCGGAGCGGCACCGUAACCCCGCGGAGAGGCACCUUAACCCCGCGGAGAGGCACCGUAACCCCGCGGAGAGGCACCGUAACCCCGCGGAGAGGCACCGUAACCCCGCGGAGAGGCACCGUAACCCCGCGGGGAGGCUCACCUUCGCGGCUGGCCCCAUGGAAUAAUGACUAUGGAAUACCACUGGAUCCUGCUGUCUGUGUUUCUGCAGAUAACCUUCCAUCCAGGCGACACCAAGCCCACCGUCUCCCCCGCCGGCCCCCACCUCGUCGUCCCGCUCAAUGCGCCCUUCGAGCUGCGUUGCCACGGCGACACGGAGACGCAGUGGCAGCGGGAGGACCGGCCGAAGGUGCGGGGCGAGAAGCGGGUGGCGGGGACGUCCACGCUGCGCAUCGCCAAGGCUCAGCCCGUCCACAUGGGCCGCUACAUCUGCCUGGAGGAGAGCACCAAGGAGCGCAGCUCCAUCUACGUCUACGUGAAAGAUCCCGACAAUCCCUUCAGAAAAUCAAUGGUGUUCAACAUCCUGACUCGAGUGGGCGACAACGCUUCCAUCCCUUGCCUGGCAACCGAUCCGAGUCUGGACAACCUGCGCCUGGAGGCGUGCUCCGGCGGGGCUCCGGCCUCGGGCCUCCGGUCGUCUCCCAGCCUGGAGCGAGGCAUCGUCAUCCACAACACGCAGAAGGCCUUCGAGGGCUGCUACGUGUGCACGGGGCGCCUCGGGCGAGAGCGCGUCCAGUCACAUCGCUACUACCUGACAGUGAGACCGGUCCCUGUUGCUCCUCCUGUGAUUGAGAUGCAGGCGAACAAAAGAGUGAUUCUCACACGGAACGAGAGUCUCUCCAUCACCUGCAACACCACCAACGUCAACGCGGAAAUCGUGCUGAAGUGGCUCCCUCCUCCCGGCUCGCAACCAGCAAAGGUUGACACUGCUUCACGCAUCCGGACGGAGGACUUCAUUCACGUGCGCAGCGCCACGUUGCACAUCGCGGCGGUCGGACCUCAGGACGUUGGGACGUACCGAUGCGAAGCCCAGAACGAGAAAGGCGUCAGCUCGCAGUCGGCGAGGCUUGACGUCUACGAGAAAGGAUUCAUCCAUCUAAAACCCACCAUCAACGAAACCAUCCACGUGCGCUCAGGCGAGAGCUUGCCCCUGAAGGUCGAGCUGGAGGCGUAUCCGAGGCCGCGCGCCGUCCGCUGGAGCUUCAUGGGCCGCGUGCUGAGGAACACCACGGACCACGUCAUCAGCGCCAGCAGCCACCAGUACAGGUUCAGCAGCGAGCUGAGGCUGGUGCGCCUGAAGACGUCCGAGGGCGGAGUCUACACCUUUCAGGCCUCUAACGGCGACGCCUCCGUGAACCACACCUUCACCAUCUUCGUCAUCAGUAAACCUGAGAUUGUGUCCCACGAGGGUCCAGUGGACGGGCAGGUGCGCUGCGUCGCCGAGGGUUUCCCCGCCCCGCAGAUCACAUGGUACUACUGCGAGCAGCCCUACGCCAGGUGCUCCCAGCAGGUGAACGCCACCCAGGAGGAGCACAACGUCAUGACCGUCACGCUGUUCAGCCCCCUGUUCGGCAAGACGGAGGUGGAGAGCCGCGUGAACGUGAGCCGCGGCCGCUUCAGCACGCUGGAGUGCGUGGCCACGGUGGAGGGCGAGCAGGCCUACACGCUGUUCUCCAUCAGCGAGAGAACCGUCGGCCACGAUCUGUUCUCCCCGCUGCUCAUCGGCUCCGUGUCGGCGGCGGGCCUCCUCGUGCUCGUCCUCGUCCUGCUGCUCUACAAGUACCUGCAGAAACCCAAAUACCAGAUCCAGUGGAAGGUCAUCGAGGGCGUGCACGGAAACAACUACAUCUACAUCGACCCCGCCCAGCUGCUGUACGACCACGAGUGGGAGUUCCCGCGCAACAACCUGCGCUUCGGGAAGACGCUGGGGUCGGGGGCGUUCGGGAAGGUGGUGGAGGCCACGGCGUACGGGCUCUCCGAGGACGACUCGGCGAUGACGGUGGCCGUGAAGAUGCUCAAAACCAGCGCUCACGCCACGGAGAAAGAGGCGCUGAUGUCGGAGCUGAAGGUGCUCAGCUACCUGGGGAACCACAUGAACAUCGUCAACCUGCUGGGCGCCUGCACAGUCGGAGGCCCGACGCUGGUGAUCACCGAGUACUGCUGCUUCGGAGACCUCCUCAACUUCCUCCGCAGGAAGCGGGAGUCCUUCGUCUGCUUCAAGCCGGACGGGGACUGCUACUACCGCAACGUGGCGCCGCGCAGCCGCGCAGCCGGUGACAGCUUGGGCGGCUACAUGACCAUGAGGCCUUCUGCUGCGGGCCAGCUGCCGCCGGGCUCGUCCUCCGGGGAGCGGCGCUCGCCGCGCAAAGGCAAGAGACGCGUCCACGCGAGCGCGCGCUCCGGGCCGCGCAGAGAGGGAACAGAAGGGGGAGAAAAUGACCCUCGUCCCGUGUUGUUUUUGUCCCCUGCAGGCAUUUAUCUGAACAUCAGCUGCAGGCUCCCCGCCGGGGAGGCGGAGCCCAGUUCUCAGAUCGCCGCUCCUCACCGCGCCGACUCGGCCGGGAGCCGCGGCUCUCCGCCCCCGACCCGGCCCUUGCUGGUCCAGCACGAGGUCUUCCUGGAGGGGACGGCCCUCAGAGCCCAACGGGUGUGA
Messenger RNA from Gasterosteus aculeatus aculeatus (three-spined stickleback), 2877 nucleotides. The record is from RefSeq and is a predicted model, not a curated record. NCBI's taxonomy places the organism in Eukaryota, Metazoa, Chordata, Actinopteri, Perciformes, Gasterosteidae.